UUGAAAGACCCCACUCAAGGUCAUGUGACUGAAGACCCCUAUGAAGGCCAUGAGAAGUGCACAUGGGUCUUUAAGAAUUGGGUAAAGAAGUCUGGCACAGUCGAAAACCUGGUAGAGCAAUUCAGACUUGAGCUUGAAUCCAUCGGUAGCCAUCAAUUCAACUGGUUGCAUCAGGCAGAAAAAUUUAGGGAAAUAAAGGAAAAUGUUGCUCAAAAUGAAAUUGUCUUGCACAUAGACUUUUCAGAGAACUACGGCUGCAAGCUGAAUUCAGAAAUCCAGUCUUAUCACUUCGCGGGAAGCCGAAAGCAAGUCACACUGCAUACUGUAGUUGCCUACACAUCAAAAGGAACCCAGAGCUAUGCAAUUCUGUCACCAUCAUUAAGGCAUGAUGAGAGAGCUGUUUGGGCACACAUUGUGCCUGUUCUGGAAGAUGUGAUGCUGGAACAUAACCAAGCCAUUGAUAUGUUGCAUGUGAUCAGUGAUGGUCCUGUAACACAAUACAGGAACAAAACCAACUGCUUUCUGUUAAGCCAAGUUCCCUUCACAAUGGGCUUUAAACAUGUAACUUGGAAUUUCUCAGAAAGGUCACAUGGCAAGGGAGCCCCAGAUGGUGUUGGGGGAGCAGUCAAAAGAACAGCAGACAAGUAUGUUCUGAGAGGCAGUGAUUUUCAAUCUCCAAGAGAUUUCUACGAGUUCCUAUCCUCCCAAACAGAGACGAGUGUGAAAUUCAAAUGGAUUGAAGAGUCAGAUAUUGAGGCCUACGACAAACUAAUACCUCCAUCUGUCAAACCAGUUACAGGGAUUCUAGGUACACACCAAGUCUUGUCAUCAUUACCAGGAGUGAUCCUGCACAGAGACUUAAGUUGUUUCUGUUCAUAUCCUGAAGUGUGUUCUUGCCACAAAUCAAAGAAGGUGGAUUUUGGAAAUGCUUUGGAGACUGAAUCAAAUGACCUCUUUGAGGAAGAAGAUAGAUGCACACAAGGAAAAUUUGUCAUUGUGGAGUAUGAUGGCAGACCAUAUGUUGGGCAGAUCGUGGAGGCUCAUGGAGAUGAACUAAAAAUAAACUGCAUGAAGCAAAAGAGUGAGAAUUCAUUUGUGUGGCCGGAGAAACUUGAAUGCAUUUACUAUUCACGGCAGAUAAUUGGUGUCAUAUCUGAACCGGAGCCAAUGCACCGUGCUGCUCGACUCGCACCCCUUGACUGGUUGAUGUUCAAUUCUUGAUUGAUUGAAUGCUGCCACGUGCUAAGAUGACCUCACUAUUGAAUAUGUUCUAAUAUAAUAAUAUCAUCUAAAAAUAUAGUUUCUGGAAUUGUUUUAUAAUAGAAAUUUCAUACAUGAUUGGUAAUAUUUUAAAAUGAAUUGAACUUUUUUCAAAAGUUCCUAAAAACUGAAAAAGGAAAUGUGUGCGAUCUUCGUGAUUUUCUCAAUGUGUUUAAAUGUUUUAAGUAUGAUUAAAAUUAAAGAUUAACUGUUCUAAAAAUAUGUUUUAAAUGAAAUGGUAUUCAUGUUAUUUUAUUUUCAUGUCACUGUUACUGUUUAACUGAUGAAUUUUGCAGUUUGACAAUGUCACAGUAUUAUUUUGAAACGUUAUGAAUUUCUCAAAGGUACUAUAUGCAUCAAUGUUUCCUUAUUGAUGCAUAAGUAUCAAAGUUACUUUUGGUGUGCUAUGUUUUGCACAGUUUAUAUUAUUGACAAAUAAAAACAAAUGUCCUCCUUUUUAAUUGUUACAAUAAACACUACAUAUUCUUA
Tachysurus fulvidraco (yellow catfish) is the source of this 1749-nucleotide messenger RNA. RefSeq lists its product as uncharacterized. Lineage: Eukaryota; Metazoa; Chordata; Actinopteri; Siluriformes; Bagridae. The record is from RefSeq and is a predicted model, not a curated record. The coding region runs from base 436 to 1221 and encodes 261 amino acids. The transcript is spliced from 2 exons.